CCCUUGGCUGUUUUUUUACGGUAAAGCCCCCCCUUGUCAGGGCUGAAGCCGGGCGGAGGAAUAUGAUGCAUUAAACUAUUUAGCAUUGCCCUCCUUGAUACGUGUCAAACAGCUGUUUCCUCAUACUUGUGGACUUUCAAUGGCUUAGCAACAGCCACAACAGCAUCAGCUGGAGACAGCAACAUAGUACCAUGAAGCCAACAAAACUGGAGAAUCAUCGACGCGGUUGUGAUUUAGGCUCCCAAGUACGGAGUAAACCAGGCUCAAAAUCCACAAUCCACUCCAACCAAGGCCCCUCCCGCGUGCAUCCGGGCUCUCACAUGAUUCUUCCCUUGCCUAGGGCAAAGCGGCAAACGGGGCUCAGAAGCACAAGCUUCACCUCGCUCCAAAGCUUGUUCUGCGCUCAGCUCAGCUCAGCUUUUCGUUUACUCGUCUAACAUGUGUUUACAUGUGCUUUGUGAAAUCAAGAUGCCGUUUAGCAAAAUGCAUGCCGUUUUAGCUAAGCAUUUGCAUCUCCGAGGCCGGCUGCAUUUGCAUCUGAAUAGCUUCCUUACAAGGCAAUCCAGUAGAUUCCAAACGGCAAAUGAUCAGCGCUGCGGUGACCUGUUUCUUUCUUUCCCCCGCUCCGGUUAUUCAUGCUUGUUCGUGUUAGUGCUCCCUUUGUCGCUUAAUGCUACGAACCUCCUGUGUCUCGGGUUCUCUGUCAAAGGACUGGACGGAUCGAGAGCAACUUUGUCUUUAGUCGGCUAUGCUCGCAUCAUCGCCGCCAUUCCCCGAACCAGGGCAGCCAUAGAUACGACGAGGAGCGGGUUGGAAUUAGUAAUUCAAUUCGCCCUUGGAUGUGCAAAGUAGGGUGUGAAGGGACGAUGUGAUGAGACAAAUACAUGCAGCUAUCGGCCGUAGGCAUCAACAUGAUCAAUCCGUUGUGACAGCCAUCCGCGACAAGAGGAGUCCAUCGUGAAUCACUAGAGCCCAUGCCGUAUCGCCGUAUCCGCGCCCGCGCCCGGCCGGUCGAUACGGGAAGCAGACUUUUCUUUUUUUUUUUCGCGCUCAUGGGGGUAUGGCAUGAUUGCCCUCCCCUUGUACGGAGGGUGAAACGCAGAAUUUUCUCAUCUCGUAGCAAUACCGGAUCACGCACGAUGUACGACUCGUGCAUGACGAGAGGACGAAAAAGAAGGAGGGCA
Trichoderma harzianum CBS 226.95 is the source of this 1184-nucleotide messenger RNA. RefSeq lists its product as hypothetical. The record is from RefSeq and is a predicted model, not a curated record. Bases 439 to 852 code for a protein of 137 amino acids. The transcript has a single exon. Lineage: Eukaryota; Fungi; Ascomycota; Sordariomycetes; Hypocreales; Hypocreaceae.